Molecule: messenger RNA, 1679 nt
Organism: Pieris napi
Lineage: Eukaryota; Metazoa; Arthropoda; Insecta; Lepidoptera; Pieridae
Gene: Psat1
Product: probable phosphoserine aminotransferase
Exons: 8
Coding region: 109-1206 (365 amino acids)
Biological process (GO): L-serine biosynthetic process
Cellular component (GO): cytoplasm
Molecular function (GO): pyridoxal phosphate binding; O-phospho-L-serine:2-oxoglutarate transaminase activity
Source: RefSeq, a predicted model, not a curated record
CUCGACGGCUUUAGUAUCACAAUAAUUGAGAGUCAUUCGCUAAUUCGCUAUACAUUUAUUCAGUUGCCUUGUGUGAUCGAACGUGAAUAGUUGUGUCAAUAAAAUAAAAUGCCAAAAAUACACAAUUUUGGUGCCGGCCCGGCAAAAUUGCCUGAGGAAGUGUAUGAAAUUAUAAGGGACGAGUUAACGAACUUUAAAGGAACUGGAAUUAGUUUAAUGGAAACAAGCCACAGGACACCUACUUAUUUGAAGUUUAACACCGAAGUUCAGGAUAUUGUAAGAAGACUUCUAAAUGUACCAGCCAACUACAAGAUAUUAUUGUUGGCGGGAGGUGGACAAGGCCAGUUCGCGGCUGUACCUCUCAACUUGAUAUCGAGAACUGGGACGGCUGAUUACGUGGUCACAGGUGCCUGGUCAGCGUUAGCAGCCAAAGAAGCGAAGAAAUAUGGCAAAGUCAAUAUGGUUGUGCCAGCUACAGACAAAUAUACAGGGAUCCCUGACCAGUCUACAUGGAACCUUGAUCCCAAUGCAUCAUAUGUCCAUAUUUGUGGAAACGAAACUAUCCAUGGUGUUGAAUUCGAUUAUAUCCCUGAUACAAAGGGAGUACCUUUAGUCGCUGACAUGUCGUCAAACUUUAUGUCAAAGAAAUUGGAUGUUUCUAAGUUUGGAGUAAUAUAUGGCGGUGCCCAAAAGAACAUUGGUACAUCUGGUGUAGCCCUGGUCAUCGUCAGAGAGGACCUUCUGAACCAGGCUCUGCCCAUUUGUCCAAUUAUUUUGGACUGGACUGCCAACGCAAAGGCCGAUUCUAUCCUUAACACACCACCUAUGUUCGCUAUAUACGUAAUGGGAAAAUGUUUAGAAUGGAUCGAAAGGAAAGGAGGUCUUGAUAAAAUGGCUGAAUUGGCAAACAAAAAGGCGUCACUAAUUUAUGACCUAAUCGAGCAAUCGAACGGCUUCUACUAUGCCCCAGUUGCCAAAGACGCUAGGAGUAAAAUGAACAUUCCAUUCAGAGUUGGCUCAGCUGGUGGUGACGAAGCUUUGGAGAAAGAGUUCUUGAAGGGUGCAGAGGCGUUGGGACUUAUACAAUUGAAGGGACAUAGGAGCGUGGGCGGUAUUCGGGCUUCGAUAUACAACGCCGUGACUGUGGACGAGGUGGAAGAUCUGGUCAAAUACAUGAAGGAGUUUUACGAGAAGCACGCCAAGUAAACCAGUCAAAACUUUUUAACUGUCAUUUUGACAGUUGUCAAAACAGUGUCUAUUGGCGGUCCUUUUGCCCCGUUUAUAAAACUAUAGUGAUUGGAUAUUGUUUACAUAGGAAUUGUGUGAUAUUAUAAUUGGAAUUAAAUGUGAUUCAAACGAUAAAUAAUCAGAUACUCGUAAACAAAAUGAAUACUAAAGUACUAUUUUAUUUUGGAUAUUUUAGCUAACUACUUCAUUUGAUACUAUUAAGUCUAUAAUAUUAUGUAGAAAUAACCAACACAAAAAACAUAGUCCAAAAAUAAAUAUAGUAAUAAUAUCCCAUUGAUUUAUUAUCAAAUGUCUUGAUCUUGGUUAUUGUGUUUGAGGAAUUUUGUAUAUGCAAGGUGAACUGUUAUUUGACCAUUUUUUUUCUCUUUAUGUGUAGAAAUAAAAUAAUAUAUAAAAAUGAAUAUAAUAUGUAUAUUGUUGUUUCAAAUUGG